CAGAUGAAGCUAACGGAAGAAAGUUAAAAAAUCUGCACUAUGAGUACGCCAUACGGGCGCUAUCGCUUCCUGCGAAUGCCCUUUGGAAUAUCGUCAGCCCCAGAAAUUUUUCAAGCUGCAAUGCAUCGCUUGUUAGACGGUCUACCCGGUGUCGCAGUUGUAAUGGAUGAUAUACUAGUCUGGGGCAAGACAAAGGAUGAGCAUGACUGCAACCUGACACUCGUACUGACACGCUGCCGUGAGCACAAUCUGCGACUCAACCUCAAAAAAUGCACCUUCCUGCAGGCAGAGGUUCGCUACUUGGGACACAUCCUCACUACGCAAGGCCUGCGCAUCGACCCGGAGCGUGUUCAGGACAUUCUGGAAAUACCCGAGCCUAAGACCACGUCGGAACACCGCUUGAAAACCUUGCGGGAUGCGACAAACGAGGAUCCGGCACUGAUCAUCAUCCGUGAAUACGCAGAGACGGCGUGGCCGGAGCACAAGCAUGGUGUCCCAGAGCCGGGAAGGCCAUACUGGACCUACAGGGAAGAAGUUCACGCACAGGAUGGGCUAGUCUUCCGAAGCAACAAGGUCAUCCGAGAACUUCGCCACACCACGUCUAAUGCGCUCAAGACUUGGUGUGCACAAGUUUUUUCGGUGCAUGGGCUGCCACAGAAGCUGUAUAGUGACAAUGGGCCCCCCUUCAGUAGCUCAGAUUUCAAAGAUUUUUUGAGUAAACUAGACGUUGUGCAUGUCACGUCAAGUCCAUAUCACCCGCGUUCUAAUGGCAUGGCGGAAAGAGCUGUUCAGGAGGCAAAAAAGCUGCUCAAAAAGUGCUCUUUUCGCACACCAGAUUUUGAAAUUGCUCUGCUUGAGUGGCGUAAUACCCCCAGGGACCCAGUUCUGAAGUCUCCUGUGCAGAGGCUCAUGGGGCGGCAGACCCGGACCCUCCUGCCAGUACCAACAAUUCACCUGGAGUCAGAGGCCAUACCCAGCAAGGAGGUCCACGACCGUCUCCAGACGAUCCGGCGCCGGCAAAAGAUCCACUACGACCGCAGCGCCAGGAACCUCUCCCCGCUGACGCCGGGACAACGCGUAACGACGUACGACACUCUCCAGAGAACCUGGGCUCCAGCUAUUGUUCUAAGGCCAGCCGCAACGCCAAGAUCUACGAUUGUGAAGACCGAAGACGGCCAUGAAAUCCGUCGCACAAGAGAAUACCUGCGGGAGGCAGCACCUCAACCGGAGCCAGAAUCAACCUCGCAGGAGCCUUUAGAAGACGACCUCCAGCCUGGACAACAGCAGUUACGCAGGAGCACAAGAUUGCGUCGGGAACCCUGUCGAUACCCGUUGCCAGAUGAAACUUCUAGACCUUAUCAUCAUUAAAGGGGAGAUGUGGCCAUAUCACACUGUCAUUCUGAUA
This is a messenger RNA of Dermacentor albipictus, 1405 nucleotides long. The record is from RefSeq and is a predicted model, not a curated record. Lineage: Eukaryota; Metazoa; Arthropoda; Arachnida; Ixodida; Ixodidae.